CCAUCAAGUGCCCUUGUAAAUCGUAUCGAGUUCUCAGAUACCGUCCAGAAUUCAGGAGCAACUCUGGUCUGCCAAUAUUGUCUGCAACCAAAGUCUGAGCAGUUGAGGGCAUACUGCAGUCAGAGAUUCAAGCCUUCCAAUUCCAGACUUACCGCGAUCAACAAACGAAAAGCCCAAAAAGCUGAUCACCGAAUCCAGAAGACACAGAAGACGUCUCACAAUGCCCAUCUACUCGACCCAAAUUGUCCGCUUGGACGGGCUGAUGCUCUCAGCAUCGAUCGAGAAUUCCCCUAACGAUGACACCAUCACGAAUCUGAAGAAUCAGCAGCGAACGCUCGUUCGCAAGAUGAACAACACCUCCGAACCACGCGCAGCCAUCGAGUCGGGUGAUUACAAACUUCACUAUUACCGCCACGAAGAUCUCAUCUUCUUCGCCAUCACCGAGCGCUCCUUCCCGAAGGAGCUCGCUGCCAUGUACCUCGACGAUGUCUCGGCGGAAUUCUUGAGUACACACAGAGAUGUCGAUUACCGUUCGGGAACACUCCGUCCGUACGCGUUCAACGAUUUCGACACCUUUAUGCAGCGCACCAAAAAGUCAUACGAGAACCCAAGGGCCUCGAACAACCUCGACAAGGUACAAGCACAAUUGAAAGAGACGACACAGAUCAUGUCCAAGAACUUGGAAGACUUGCUCUACCGUGGCGACAGCUUGGACAGAAUGGGACAGAUGAGUUCCGACCUGAGAGAGUCCAGCAAGAAGUACAAGCGUGCCGCAGUGAGGAUCAACUGGGAGCUGCUUUUGAAGCAGUACGGUCCAUUCGCCGCUCUCGGUACGAUCAUCCUGAUCUUCAUCAUCUGGCGAUUCUGGUAAACGAUACCAGCGA
Molecule: messenger RNA, 884 nt
Organism: Aureobasidium pullulans EXF-150
Lineage: Eukaryota; Fungi; Ascomycota; Dothideomycetes; Dothideales; Saccotheciaceae
Product: snare-like protein
Exons: 5
Coding region: 221-871 (216 amino acids)
Biological process (GO): vesicle fusion with Golgi apparatus; endoplasmic reticulum to Golgi vesicle-mediated transport; retrograde vesicle-mediated transport, Golgi to endoplasmic reticulum
Cellular component (GO): Golgi membrane; endoplasmic reticulum-Golgi intermediate compartment; ER to Golgi transport vesicle membrane
Molecular function (GO): SNAP receptor activity
Source: RefSeq, a predicted model, not a curated record